CACGGAGGGAGCGCAGCGCGCGCGUGCGAGCGGCCAGCCGGCUGCAUGGCGCGCUGCGAGCGGCUGUGCGGCGCGGCCCUGCGCGACGUGCUGGGCCAGGCGCAGGGAGUCCUGUUCGACUGCGACGGGGUGCUGUGGAACGGUGAACGCACCGUGCCGGGCGCCCCUGAGUUGCUGCAGCGGCUGGCGCGGGCCGGCAAGAACACGCUGUUCGUGAGCAACAACAGCCGGCGCGCGCGGCCCGAGCUGGCGCUGCGCUUCGCCCGCCUGGGCUUCGCAGGGCUGCGCGCCGAGCAGCUCUUCAGCUCCGCGCUGUGUGCCGCGCGCCUCCUGCGCCAGCGUCUGUCCGGGCCGCCCGACGCAUCGGGCGCGGUGUUCGUGCUGGGAGGCGAGGGGCUUCGCGCCGAGCUGCGAGCCGCGGGGCUGCGCCUGGCGGGGGACCCCGGCGACAACCCGCGCGUGCGCGCCGUGCUCGUAGGCUACGACGAGCAGUUUUCCUUCGCCAGGUUGACCGAGGCGUGCGCGCACCUGCGCGACCCCGACUGCCUGCUCGUGGCCACCGAUCGCGACCCUUGGCACCCGCUCAGCGACGGAAGCCGGACCCCCGGUACUGGAAGCCUGGCUGCUGCUGUGGAGACAGCCUCGGGACGCCAGGCCCUGGUGGUGGGCAAGCCCAGCCCUUACAUGUUCCAGUGCAUCACGGAAGACUUCAGCGUGGACCCUGCCCGCACGCUGAUGGUGGGGGACCGCCUGGAGACCGACAUACUCUUUGGCCACCGCUGCGGCAUGACCACCGUGCUCACGCUCACGGGCGUCUCCAGCCUCCAAGAAGCCCAGGCUUACCUGGCGGCUGGCCAGCGUGACCUUGUGCCUCACUACUAUGUGGAGAGCAUUGCGGACUUGAUGGAGGGGCUGGAGGACUGAGCCCACCUCCCCUGUUGUUCCCUGAUCCCACAGAUGGAGGCGACAGGCCAUGAGUCACAUUUGGGACCAUGAGCUUUCUGGAGUGGGUGUCUGUACCCCAGUGAAGGGAGGCUGGGAUCCAGGAAGGUUUGUGGGCUUUCACACCCCCUCCUAGCCGUGGCUGGACACUCUGCUCUUCAGAAGCUGUCCCCCCACAUCUUGAAGGUUCACCCUGGCCUGACCCCACCAGGUGGCCUUAUUUCCUGCCCUGUCACCUCCCCUCCUUGGGCCCCGAAGCCAAAUGAAGAUUUUUUUUUCCCAACCUUGUAAGUUCCUCCCACCCUCUGGGAUCUCUAGUGCUCUGUCCCUAGAGAUUGUUGGCCAAUCAGAGAUCUAGGGAACUCCAGCCUGUUCCUGGCCUGACCAGGCCUCUGGGAAGAGCUGCUGGAACUGCUGGCCUAUUAGUGUCUCAGAGUGGGCCUUUAGCGGAGCAAGUAGGAGCUUAAAGAAUGCCUUGCAUAUCCUGGAACCCCAGAGCACCAGUCAGAGGCUCUGCGUCCAUCAGGACAAUUAACGACCCCACUGGCCUCUUAGAUCCCAACUAGAACAAUCUCCAAGUCCAAGAGACUUGUGGCCUUUUGACAAUCCUAGCCUAACUGGAUCAGCCAAGGGACCAGAUGCUGGCAGCACAGGGUGAUGAAUGCCGGUAUGUAUAGCAUUCGGGAGGCUGAAGCAAGAGGAUUGCUGAGUCUGGUGACCGGGGUGGCAGGGUCAGACCUCAUCUCAGACAGAGGGUCAUCCUCCAAGUCACCCCACUCCACAGACUGCUCAGUGGGGCCCCUCUGUGGCCCUGGGGUAGUGUGGAGAGGUUCCCACUCCCACCUUAGCACCGUCCAGUGUUGAUGGCUUUUUCAGCUUGGAGGGGGCCCUCCUUUUGUCCCCACCUGCAGUCAGUGUUUGCAGUGCCACCCUCACCUGCCCAUCCCCAGCUAUUUAUUUGUUUAUUUAUUGUGUGCCAGUGAAGGUGGGGGUAGGGACCUUCCCACCCCCUCCACCUGUUGUAACCGGUCCUUGAACUUAAUAAAAUGUGAAUGGAAGUGUC
Molecule: messenger RNA, 2005 nt
Organism: Mus caroli (Ryukyu mouse)
Lineage: Eukaryota; Metazoa; Chordata; Mammalia; Rodentia; Muridae
Gene: Pdxp
Product: pyridoxal phosphatase
Cellular component (GO): cytosol; cytoplasm
Molecular function (GO): pyridoxal phosphatase activity
Source: RefSeq, a predicted model, not a curated record